CGUGUGAUUGUUGUUAUUGCCUGUUGAGUACACGGACGACACGGAUUGAUAUUCUAGUGCCCGUGCUUGGUGUGGGUUUCGCCGUGUAAGCAAUGUGCUUUAUGGGGAAACUGUAAGUAAUGUAUACUAACUGAUCAGGAAAGAAAGUACCUCCAAUAUUCCCACCAUGAACUUCCAUUUGGAAGAGCACAAAGUUGAAAAUGGAGGAUUUGUUGGUUUGAACGGAACUUGUGGGCGUGAUGAAUCUAUGGAUGGUUUUGAAGGCAUAGCUGAGGAGCCUUUAGCCAGUGCGAAUUAUCAUCCUGGAAACAAGAUUCAGGAAACUUUACAAUUGAAAGAAUUCUUUGCAGAUCAAUUUAGUACAAAGAGCAUGGACUUGAUUAAGUUAACCACACUAGAAAACGCUCCCACUCAGUCGCUCUUCAGCAUAGCAAACAGGAUCUUGGAAGAAAGCUUUGAAAGGAAAAAUGGAGAAUUGUUUCAUCGUAUGGCUCGGUUGUUGAGGAAAGUACUGCAAAUAAUCGAGCGACGAAUGUCAGUCCAAGCUGAGAGUCUUAGAGAUCAAAACAAUGUGCACAAGUCUCGGGAACAGAAGUUUCAGUCAAGAAUCAAAGUACUUGAGACGCUUGUAAAGGGAACUAGUGAAGAGAUUCAGGUCGCUGUGAAGAACUCAGAGAGUAUAAAGAUUGAGAAGACCGAAGUGGAAGAGAGAAGAAGAUUGGAGGAGAUGGAUACUAUAAAGUUGAAGAAAGAGAAGGAUGACAUCCGUGUUGAAGUUUCGACUCUUAAGCGGGAUAUUGAGAUGGCCAGAAAGACCUAUGAAAAGCAACGCUUGCAAUUAGAAGCAGAGGCUGGCAAAACUAAACUUGAAUUGGAAAAGAAGGUGGAGGAGCUUGAGUGCCUGCUAGAGGAUUCAAGGAAGAAGGUUGCAGAACUCGAGGAAUUUUCUGCAGAUAAGUACCAGAGAUGGAAGAGAAAAGAACACAAGUACCGAAGUUUUAUUGAAUUUCAGGUGGAUGCUUUGCAGGACUUGAGAGCAGCAUCCAAAUUUAUGAAAAAUGAAGUUUUGAAGACCAGAAGACGACACUCAGAAGAACUAAACGGCUUGGGAGUGAAAUUGAAAGGGUUAGCAGAUGCUGCUCGAAAUUAUCACAUGGUUCUUACGGAGAAUAGGAAAUUGUACAAUGAGAUUCAAGAAUUGAAAGGAAAUAUCAGAGUAUACUGUAGAAUCAGACCAUUCCUCCCAGGUCAGAGUAUGAAACACACCACAAUUGAAUAUAUUGGUGAAAAUGGGGAACUGGUAGUUGCAAAUCCUAUGAAGCAUGGAAAAGACAGCCACAGACUAUUCAAGUUCAACAAGGUUUUUGGUCCUACUGCAACUCAAGAGGAGGUUUUCAUGGACACUCAACCAUUAAUUCGCUCUGUUUUGGAUGGAUUUAAUGUGUGUAUAUUUGCAUAUGGUCAAACUGGUUCAGGGAAAACAUAUACCAUGAGUGGGCCUAGUGCAUCAUCAAGGGAGGAUUGGGGUGUCAAUUUUCGAGCUCUGAAUGAUCUUUUUCAAAUUGCCCAAAGCAGAGGAACCACUGUUUUAUAUGAAGUUGCUGUGCAAAUGGUUGAAAUAUAUAACGAGCAAGUUCGUGAUCUACUUUCGAGUGAUGGACCUCAGAAAAGACUUGGGAUUUGGAAUACUGCCCAACCAAAUGGGUUAGCUGUGCCUGAUGCAAGCAUGCACGCUGUCAAAUCGACCUCAGAUGUACUGGAAUUGAUGAGUAUUGGCUUAACUAACCGAGCUGUAGGUGCCACCGCUUUGAAUGAAAGAAGCAGUAGAUCUCAUAGUGUUUUAACUGUUCAUGUCCGAGGAACCGACUUGGAAACUGAUGCUGUUCUACGUGGUAGUCUCCAUCUGGUGGAUCUUGCUGGAAGUGAAAGAGUGGAUCGUUCAGAAGCGACAGGAGAUAGGCUUAAAGAGGCUCAACAUAUCAAUAAAUCGCUUUCAGCACUUGGAGAUGUUAUCUUUGCUCUCGCACAAAAGAGCCCCCAUGUACCAUAUAGGAAUAGCAAAUUGACACAAGUUCUGCAGAGUUCUUUAGGUGGUCAAGCGAAGACUCUCAUGUUUGUCCAACUCAAUCCUGAUGUUGAUUCGUAUUCUGAGACUGUAAGUACUCUCAAAUUUGCUGAGAGGGUAUCUGGUGUUGAGCUGGGGGCUGCUAGGAGCAACAAAGAGGGGAGAGAAGUCAGGGAACUAAUGGAACAGGUCGGUUUUCUUAAGGAAGUAAUUAGCAAGAAGGACGGGGAGAUUCAACGAUUGCAGUCCCUCAAAGCUAAUGUCAGUGCUGAGAAGCGUAGUUUGACCUCACUGAGGUCUGGUUCCUCCUCCUCUCCCAGACGACAUUCAAUAGGUACUCCUCAACAUCUCCGGAAAACGUCAAGCGGCAAACUCUCAGGCCUAAGUGAUAAAGCAGCUUCUGAUGGGGACAAUUGUUCAGAGUAUAGUGAUAGGCAUUCUGAAGCUGGUUCACAGCAGUCAGUGGAUGAUUUUAAACAUCACAAGGAAUUCUACCAGCCAUCUAAACUUGCUGAUGGGCCAGUAAAUCAGAGUGCUACCGAUGAUGUGCAGCUCUUGGGAUUGGAAGAUGCGGAUUUAGAGGAGAGGUUGAGUGAUAUUUCUGAUGGCGACCUUUCAAUGGGCACAGAAACUGAUGGUUCCAUUGGCAGUGUUGUUGAGUAUACUCUCUUUCCUGAACCUUCAAAACAGCCCGAGAAAUCUGAAAAUAUUGAGAAGUCAACUGUUCCCUCUAAACUGCCAAAGCCCCCACAAAAGUUGGUGCAGUCAAAACCAUCUCGUUUGACCCGAAGUGCUACCAAACUCUCAUCAACUUCCAGGAAAAGCAUCUCCACCACGGGUGGCUCCUCCUCAGCAAAGCCCCUGAAAAAAUGGCAGUGAAUGUGAUGGGUGUGGAAUGGCAAAAGAAACUUGCAAUGUUCUAACAGCCCUUUCCAGUUCUCCUGAGUGCCAUAGGAUGUUUUAGGCCUUUAACCGUAAGACUUAGUUGUGUUUAUAGCACACUAAUCUCCGCUUUGUUAGAUCUGUAGUUCAACAAUGCACUUAGUUUGUAAAAUAAUCUCUCAAUUAUGAUAGUUCUAUUGAUUGC
Messenger RNA from Rhodamnia argentea, 3152 nucleotides. RefSeq names its product kinesin-like protein KIN-14J. Bases 167 to 2944 code for a protein of 925 amino acids. Gene Ontology annotation, molecular function: microtubule binding; microtubule motor activity; ATP binding. Gene Ontology annotation, biological process: microtubule-based movement. The record is from RefSeq and is a predicted model, not a curated record. The transcript has 20 exons. NCBI's taxonomy places the organism in Eukaryota, Viridiplantae, Streptophyta, Magnoliopsida, Myrtales, Myrtaceae.